AUGGCUUUCCCAUUACCGCAGCAGCUCUUCUCUGUUGCACCCUUGCUAUUCAUCCCAAUCUUCUGGCGUUUCUCGCCCGCCUCAAAGUCGACUAAGCUCUGGACGACCAUCUACCUCUCCAUAGCCGCCAUUUACAUUGCAUUUCCGGAGGUCAUCAAGCCUUUGUUGGCUGCUGUUGCUGAGAAUCCUUUCAAAGCAGCCGGUAUCACUCUGUCUGUUGCAGUGCCCUUGAAAUACAUCCAACGCAAGCUACGCUUCGCCCGCAUCAAUGCCAUAAAGUGGAAACAUGGCUUCAAUUCUGCCAACCCCAAGACAUGGCAAGACAUGACCAUCGAACAAGCGAAGGAGAUUGAGCAGAACAUGGCCGAAUGGGAGUUUCCUCGUCUCUUCCAAUUCGGUUGGCUGUCGGACUUCUUCAGGACAAGUACCGAUCCGGGCGUGGCCAGAGCGAUUAGUUCGUCUGGUCACUUCAUCAAUGAGGACAAGCGGAUUGAGCAUCAACGAAUGCAGGCCACGGUGCAUCUGAUGACGGGUUUGAUGGCCACCAUCGAUGUGCUAUACCUCGUGAUUCACUUCGGUCUCGCGCCAGUGCCUUGGAUCAAUAGAUUUGGCUAUCGCAAGCUGGAGCCAUUCGAGGUUCAGGCUUUGUGGGUGUUGUGGAGGGAGGUUGCAUGUCGGUUUGGCUGCAGAUAUGUCCCCAAGACGUUGGAACACGCGCUGGAGUGGCGAAAGAAUUUCGAAACGACCAUGCGAUGGCGAGAUCCUGCGAACGAAGUCAUGGCCAUGGCGAUGCUGUGGCAAGUGCUGUACCCUGUUCCACGAUUUUUGAAAAGCUUCGUCGCGAAGGUGGUUGCAUCUAUUCUCGACUGGGAUAUCGUCUACUAUUGCAGGAUGGAACAGCUGGGUCCGUCACCGCUGCUUCGCGAAGUUGUCUUCGACGUCUUCCGCCCAUAUGGGCCCAAGGAAGAUGGCAACGUCGUGUUCCUUCACACGCCGAAGUAUGGCCCACGAGCGCUGUUCUAUCGAUUCGUUUUGGGCUGCCCGGCUCCUGGCGACGAGUUUGGAAGCAGUGGAGUGCCAUUCGAGAAGAUGGGCGCGCCGCACCCACAUCCAGCCACGCAGUCGACGAUUGAACGCAAGGUGCGCGAAAAUGCGGCGAUUCUGGAAGACGCCGAGCUCGGGUACCGCCCUGGUGUUGGAUUCCAAGUUAAUCGGCUAAUUCCUCCCGUCGAUGGAGAGGAGUAUGGGUCGGAGAUGAAUCGAUAUCCGCCUGGGACCAAGUUGACGCCGAACAAUGUGAGCAGGUUCACAAGGGAGUAUGAGCGACGGGGAGGGUCCGAGGGUGAGCAGGUCGAGGAGGUGCUGGAGAAGGGAGUGAGUGCGCAGCGGAAAGACUUUUUCAUGGUUGGGAGGGAGAAUGGCGAGGAGGCGGGUGUUGCAGUUGAGUGA
Messenger RNA from Zasmidium cellare ATCC 36951, 1449 nucleotides. RefSeq lists its product as uncharacterized. Lineage: Eukaryota; Fungi; Ascomycota; Dothideomycetes; Mycosphaerellales; Mycosphaerellaceae. The transcript is spliced from 8 exons. Gene Ontology annotation, molecular function: oxidoreductase activity. The record is from RefSeq and is a predicted model, not a curated record. Bases 1 to 1449 code for a protein of 482 amino acids.